GUGAGGCAAGUCUCGCGAUAUUUGUUGCCGCCGGUGGGCGCGAGCCGCGGCUUGGUUCUGGCGGGCCCUUUUAGCUCUGUUUGUCGCCUGCGCCGCAUCAUUGCCUGGAACCACUGGGCCUAGUAGCAUGACGUCUGCCUUGGAGAACUACAUCAACCGAACUGUUGCUGUUAUUACUUCUGAUGGGAGAAUGAUUGUGGGAACACUGAAAGGUUUUGACCAAACCAUUAAUUUGAUUUUGGAUGAAAGCCAUGAACGAGUAUUUAGCUCUUCACAGGGAGUAGAGCAAGUAGUACUAGGACUAUACAUUGUAAGAGGUGACAAUGUUGCUGUCAUUGGAGAAAUUGAUGAAGAGACAGAUUCUGCGCUUGACUUGGGGAACAUACGAGCAGAACCUCUAAAUUCUGUAGCACACUGAGGAAAAACUACGUAUAUUGGACAUCUAAAUCUUGUACAGAAACCAGUUAUUCUGAGGAAGAUAUUUGGAAUUUUUAGAAACAUGUAAUUGUGAAUUUUGACUUCAUAUUGAUUCAGUGUAAUAUGUAAAUUAAAAUAUUUCUACAUUUUUAUUGAAAAAAUAUUUUGCCUAAAUUAUAAGUGUGGUGGCUUGGUUUUAUUUUUCUCUUAAAUUAUGUGGAAAUCUAUUGAUUCUGAAAACGUAGAAAAAAAUCAGUACUCUGAUACUUUAAUAUUUAUGAAAAACUAAUUGAAAAGAGAAAUGUUGUAUUAUAUAAAUUGUGCACACAAAUAACCUCAGUAGUGCAAGCUAUAUGUGUUUUUUUUCAUAAUUUUUUUUUUUUUUUUUUUUUUUAAGAAAGUCACUAGACAGUAUAUCUUGUCUUCUACAGGUAUUCAAGCCAUUGGCAUUUAUCCCACUGAACUAGUGGUGGUUUACCAGUACUUUAAAAAGUUGCUCCCUAGCACUCAGAGAUGUGGUUAAAAUGUCUUUAAUCUAGCAAAGAAAAAGUACUAAUAAAAUUUUAAUAAAUUGGGCCCAAAAUUAGAACUGAAUAUUAAAGAUGACCAGGAAAGAUAGGACUGAUUAAAAAGAUUGUUGGUAAAAUCCUUUGAUGGCCCACCCAAUGCAUUAGAUCUGAAAGUAAUAUGAAUAUAUUAAUAAUGAAUUUUAUAAACUGUUUUAUUUGAAAAUAUAAAUUUCAUUGUAGCUUUUAAUUUUUAAGAAUUUUAAGAUUUCUAAUAUUGAAAAUUUUACUGUUAAAUGUGGGUAUGUAAACCUUUAGUCUAAUUUGGAGCAAUGCUUGCUAUUGCCAACAACUUUCCUACUUCUCUAAACCUGAUCUCAGAAAUAAACUUGUUUUUUGAAGAAUAUGAAGAAACAAUGUAAGUAGUGUUUAGAUAAUCCAGGCUAGCCAACAAAAAUUCUUAUUAAUUCAUGUGUAGACCAAAGUGUUUCUUUGUGAUGGGAAUUAUAAAUUUACAUUUUUAGUUUGUUUUUUCUCCCCAAUGUGGAAGUGCUUAAAAUAGGGGUUGGCAAACAUUUUCUGUAAAAAUCUAUAUAAUAAAUAUUUUAGACUUUGAAGGCCAUUUGGUCUGUCACAGUUACUUAUCUGUGCUGUUGUAACACAAAAGCAGCCAUAGAUAAUGAGUAGUCCUGGCUGUGUUCCAAUAAAACUUCCUGUACAAAAACAGGCACCAGGCUGGAUAUUGCUUGAAGACCACAGUUUGGCUUAAACUACAAGAAGAGUAAGAAGAAAUAGUGGCCAAUUUGUAUAAAUUCUGUAAAGGGCUUUUGGAAUGAAUCCGUUCAAAUAAUUUAGAGGUGAGUUUCAGUCAUUUUUUAAAAUACUUAAAACUUAAGACAUGAUAGUUUGAGAUAUACAGGAACAAAGCUUAUAAGAAAAAAAGUUGGGAUGGUUUUUUCAUUUUGGUCAGCAAUCACCAUCACCCUAGAAUAACUUUAGUUGAUGUUCAGGAGGGUAAGACAUCUGGGAAGAUAAGAGAUUAACUAGUAUUGGCUAUUCCUAAAUAUUUGGCCUUUGUAGUGGUAUAAAGUUGUUAAACUUUGGAUCUGAUAUGUCUCCCAAAGUUCCUGAAUUGAAGACUUGGUCCUGGUUUCCAUGCAACAGUGUUCUUAGGUUUGGGAAAGUGACUGGAUCAUGAGGGUUCAAACCUCAUCAGUGCAUGAAUGCAUUGAUGGAUUCAUAAUGUGAUGGCAUUAUUGAGAGGUAGUGGAGCUUCAGAGGAGGAAAGUCACUGGGGGAAUUCUCAAGAAUUUUGUCCUUGUCCACUUGCACGCUAUUUCCCAGCUGCUGUGAGGUUAUCAAGUCUGCUCUACCACCUGCUCCCUGCCUUGUUUUGUCUUACCAUAGUUCCAGAAACAACGCAUCCAGCUGAACCUGGGCUGAAUUCUCUCAAACCAUGACCCAAAAUAAAUCUUUUUACCUUUUA
Ictidomys tridecemlineatus (thirteen-lined ground squirrel) is the source of this 2409-nucleotide messenger RNA. It is a transcript of the gene Lsm8, whose product is annotated as LSM8 homolog, U6 small nuclear RNA associated. Gene Ontology annotation, molecular function: mRNA binding. The record is from RefSeq and is a predicted model, not a curated record. Gene Ontology annotation, biological process: mRNA splicing, via spliceosome. Gene Ontology annotation, cellular component: U6 snRNP; precatalytic spliceosome; U4/U6 x U5 tri-snRNP complex. NCBI's taxonomy places the organism in Eukaryota, Metazoa, Chordata, Mammalia, Rodentia, Sciuridae.